GCAAUUCUAGAGGAGUUCCGCAACAAGCUGAAAUCGCGGAAGCCAGGAGAUAUCUAUAGCCUAGGCAGAUUGUUCCGCAGACUCGACGACGACGGAGACCGGAAAUUGAAUAACCACGAGUUUGAGAAGCUCCUUCGAGAAAUCGGCAUUCGCAAUCAGCAGGUGUGCGCGCUACUUUUCCAGCGCUUUGACACUGACUCAUCCGGCACAAUUGACUAUGAUGAAUUCAUCAGGGCCAUUCGUG
Messenger RNA from Perkinsus marinus ATCC 50983, 244 nucleotides. Its product is annotated as Calcyphosin, putative. The annotation marks the transcript as partial. The record is from RefSeq and is a predicted model, not a curated record. The transcript is spliced from 2 exons. Gene Ontology annotation, molecular function: calcium ion binding. Lineage: Eukaryota; Perkinsozoa; Perkinsida; Perkinsidae.